This is a messenger RNA of Mugil cephalus (flathead mullet), 2274 nucleotides long. It is a transcript of the gene hgh1, whose product is annotated as HGH1 homolog (S. cerevisiae). Bases 159 to 1331 code for a protein of 390 amino acids. The transcript has 10 exons. The record is from RefSeq and is a predicted model, not a curated record. NCBI's taxonomy places the organism in Eukaryota, Metazoa, Chordata, Actinopteri, Mugiliformes, Mugilidae.
GGCCGCUAACCCGGAAGUAAGGCGGAGUUUAUCUCUGAUGUGUCCACAUGUUCUGUUUCUUACACAUGAUGGCUAAUGUUAGAGGAAUAUACAACAAGGCAUAGAAGGGAAAUGUAAACCGGAGAAAUCCAAUAACCAGUUAAAGACACACUUACAAGAUGCUGAGCGAUUCUGAGGCCGCAGAGCUGCUCUCCUUUCUGAGCCCCGGUACGCGUCCUGAUGUCAAAGGUCGGGCCACAGAGUGCAUCCUGGGACUGUCUGGACACAGGGAUGGCUGUCGCUUCCUCCGCUCUAAACCUGACUUAAUUGUUGCCUUGUUUGCGCUGACCUCUGACCCCUCUAUCGCCAUAGUGAAAGACUGCUACUUCAUCCUCAUCAACCUGUCAGCUGACGAGACUCUGCACAAGGUUUUGGUGACAGACGUCAACGUUCUUCCGGUGUUGUUUAAGAACCUUCUGGAUCCAGAGCACCCAUUCUCUGAUCAGAUCUCCAGCAUCCUGUCAAACCUGACCCGCCAUGAGAAGACCUGCAAGACUGUGUUCAAGGUCCUGCAGGAGGAGGAGGUCAGUCUGGCUCAGCUGGUUGACAUCUUCUGUACUGAAGGUUACAACAAGAAGGCUAAACUCCACUACCUCGGUCCUCUGCUGUCCAACCUCACACAGCUGCCUGAGGCCAGGAACUUCGUAAUGGACAAAGAAAGGUGUGUAGUCCAGAGGUUGUUGCCCUUCACUCAGCACCAAUCAGUGACGAGGAGGGGCGGAGUCAUAGGCACGCUGCGCAACUGUUGCUUUGAUCACGCUCAUCAUGAGUGGUUGCUAAGCGACGCUGUGGACAUCCUCCCCUUCCUUCUGCUGCCGCUGGCUGGUCCAGAGGAACUGACAGAGGAAGAAAAUGAAGGUUUGCCCGUGGACCUCCAGUACCUCCCAGACGACAAGAAGAGAGAGGACGACCCCGACAUCAGAAAGAUGCUGCUGGAGACACUCUUACUGCUGACAGCAACGAAAGCCGGCCGACAGACACUAAAAGACAAGAACGUUUAUCCGAUCAUGAGAGAGUUUCACCGCUGGGAGAAGGACGUCCACGCAGCAGCAGCCUGUGAGAAACUGGUCCAGGUGCUGAUAGGAGACGAGCCGGAGCAGGGGAUGGAGAACCUGUUGGAGGUGGAGAUCCCUGAGGACGUGGAGUUAAAACUGAAGGAGGCAGACGCCAAAGAACAGGAGGAGCUGGAGAAAGAGCAGGAGAAGAUGAGACAAGAGGAGGAGGAGGAGAAGAAGAAGAAGAGCGAUGCAGAGCAGACAGACGGCGAACAGGAGAGAGGACUAAUACAAUAAAACUAAUUUUGGACAUUUCUGCCUUCACUGACUCUCCCUUUAAGUGACUUUUUGUUUUGUUGGUUCAGUCAGAAUGAUUUCCACAAAGAGACAGUACACUCUGCAUCAGUGAUUAAAGUUUAAACCCACUUUAAUGACCGUCAUGAGUAUAAAAACAGAAAAGUCAUCAGCUUUUUGUUCUUAUCUCACCACACACUCACUUCCAGUUCAACAGAUACCCAAGCAAAAACCAAAAAAUAAAAUCUGAUAUUAUAGUGCUGCACUGAACCUUAUGUUAACGGAGGUUCAGGUAUUGAUCAUCAGUUUAUAAAUAACUGAGUAAGUUGUUGAUUGAAGCUGUGUUUUCAUUUUGGAGGCUGUGUUUGUAGUAGUACUGAAUACAUGUUCCUGUUAUUUUUGACAACCCCAUUUUAGUCAGUGUGCUAGGCUAAAUAACGGAAACACUUGAUUCAGUCCGGUUUAACAGCUCCACUAACUACAUCCUCCUCCACCUGGGACACAUGGACCAGUUGAUUCUGGUGAUAAUCUGGAGUUACAGUUUCAUGAAAGCUGUCGCCAACAUUGAGCUCAAUAAUGGUAAUGAUGUCUGUCACCUCUGUUUUGUUGUUGAUGAACAUGGAUUCAUUAGCAGACUGCAGCUGGUCUUCAAAAUGAAAGACUCGAUCUUUGACCCGUGGAUCUUGUUGUGUACAGCUGUUAUUGUACUGCACUGUGCAGCAACUCCUCCUCGUUCAACAGGCUAAAUUUAAAUUUUCAAUUUGGCCCUGGAAGACAAAAAAACAUUUAUUUUAUUGAUGAUUGUGGAGAUAAGUCAGAUUUCUCUUUUUUGUACGUGCUUGGGUUUUGUUUAUUUGCAGAAAUACAUCCAGUGGCUGUUAUUUGAUUGAAUUAACUUCCUCUUCUACACAAAUAAAAAGCAAACUGUUUCAGAAAUAUAAAAACA